Megalobrama amblycephala (Wuchang bream) is the source of this 951-nucleotide messenger RNA. RefSeq names its product butyrophilin subfamily 2 member A1-like. Lineage: Eukaryota; Metazoa; Chordata; Actinopteri; Cypriniformes; Xenocyprididae. Bases 79 to 951 code for a protein of 290 amino acids. Gene Ontology annotation, cellular component: external side of plasma membrane. The transcript is spliced from 4 exons. Gene Ontology annotation, biological process: T cell costimulation; positive regulation of T cell proliferation; cell surface receptor signaling pathway. The record is from RefSeq and is a predicted model, not a curated record.
UCUCAAGAACUUUUUUUUGUUUUUGCAAUCAUUUCUUGCAGAUAUCUUUUUUUUCCAGAUAUAUUUUUCUAUUUUAAGAUGAACCUACAUAAUUUCAUUAUUAUGUCAAUACUGCUGAUGAUCUCAGAGGGCUUUCAGGUGAAAGGUCCCUCUGGUCCUCUGGUUGUUCCUCUUGGAGGUUCAGUGGUUCUGAACUGUUCUGUUGAUAAACCCUUACUAAUGGAGGGUCUGGAAGUAGAAUGGAGAAGAGCAGACUCCGAGAUUCUGGUGCAUCUGUUUCAAGAUGGUAUGAGUAGAUCAGAGGCCCGGCACCAGGAUUAUCAUGAUAGAGCUCAUUUCUUUACUGAGGAGAUUCGACAUGGAAACUUCUCCCUCCUGUUGAACAGUGUGAGAGCUGAAGAUGAGGGAAAAUACAGAUGUAAAGUCCACAGUGACCAGGAGUCUGAUGAAACUGUGGUUGAAAUAAAAGCUGAGCGUUUGAUAGUAUCAGGAUCAAAUCGCUCCAUAUCUGCAUAUGCGGGUGAGGACAUCACUCUGAGCUGCUCUGUGGACUCUCACAUCCCACCUGAAGAGAUUGAAGAGGUUUCAUGGAAGAAAAAAGAUAAAGAUGAAUUAAUCCUGGUUCUCCUCUACCAAAACCAUACGAUUGAAGCCGAUUCAGCAUAUGAGCGAUAUAGAGACAGAGCUGAGUUUUUUACGGAUGAAAUCCCCAAAGGAAACUUCUCCAUCAGACUGAAGAAUGUCAGAAAUGAAGACAAAGGAGUUUACAUGUGUCAUGUGUUUGCUAGAGGUUUAUCAGUCAAUGCAACUGUAGUAUUAGAACAACUGGUAAAUAUCUCUGUUGUUUUCAGGUUUUUCUACGUUACACAUAAUGGUGUUGAUUCUCUGCAUUACUGCAUCUGGAUCUACACUUCUGCUCUGCUGUCUAAUCUACUGCAGAUCACAAGAUAA